AUGAUUAUUUCAUGGAAUGUAAGGGGUUUGAAUAAGGCAGGGAAGAAUAAAGAUGUGGCCCUUAGGCUUCUAAAAAUCAGUCCUGCUAUUUGUAUAUUGGUUGAAACUAGGGUGAAGGAAGAUAAGGCUAGUGCUAUUAGAAAUAAGUUGGGUGCUAUGUGGGCUUAUAGUGACAAUUAUGAGCACCAUGGCAACGGCAGAAUUUGGAUCAUGUGGAAUGAGACUAAAGUCCAGGGGGAUUUCAUCAUGUGGUGCACAGCUAUUUAUGCUCAUAAUGCAAUAGAGAGAAGAUACCAACUGUGGAAAGAUAUUGAAGGAAUAGCUACUAAUACUCACGAUUCCUGGAUGCUCUUUGGUGAUUUUAAUAAUGUGCUUAGCUCCAGUGAUAGAAUUGGGGGUAACCCAGUGUUGGAAAAAGAAUUUAAGGCGCUUGAGGAAAUGAUGCUAAGAACUGGGCUCUAUGUGAAGGAUAGUAUUGGGGAUCAUUAUACCUGGUUCAAUAAUCAGUGUAACAAUCCAGUGUACUCCAGAAUUGAUUGGUUGUUGGGUAACUCUAAAUGGCACCAAGAUAAUCAAACUAACAAGCUGCAUGUAAUGCAACCUGAGAGAUACAGGAAGAGUUUUAAGUUUCCAAAUAUUAUUGCCAGUGAAGAUGGGUUCUUGGAGGCUGUUGAGCAGAACUGGAAGAUGCCUCUAGAGGGCCAGCCUAUGUAUAGAGUGUGGAGGAAACUCUAUAGACUCCAGAAGGUUAUCUUGGAUAGAAGCAAAGAUAUACAGGGGAUUAGUCAGCAAAUUAGCCAAGCUCGUGAGAAUCUUAGUUCUGCUCAGCAGGAUCUGAUUGAUGAUAGACUAAAUGCUGAUAAAAUUCAGAGGGCCAAAGAGUGCUUACAAGACAUAAUUCACUUAACCACAGUAGAGGAAAACAUCCUAAGGCAGAGGUCUAAGGUUAAUUGGAUUAAACUUGGUGAUAGCAAUAAUGCCUAUUUUCAUGCUACUCUCAAAAGUAAGUUCAGUAAUGCUUACAUUGGACUGCUUAAGGAUAAUGAUGGGAAUGGCAUAACUGACCAAAAGAUGAUUCUGAAAGAAGUCACUGAGUUUUAUAGGGCUCUUGUGGGAAAGCCUGCAUCUGGCUUGAACAAAAUCGACUUGGAAAUCAUGAGGGAGGGGAAGCAACUUCAAAGAGAUCAGUGUGCUAGCCUGACUGCUCUGGUGACAGAAGGAGAGAUCCAUAAAGUCCUUAAGAAGAUGAGUGACCUCACUGCCCCGGGCAUAGAUGGUUAUGGAGCGAAAUUUUUCAAGUCUUCUUGGAACAUUAUCAAGAUAGAUUUGUGCAUGGCUGUGAAGGACUUCUUUGAGAAUGGAAGGCUCUAUAGAGUAGUGAACAAUACUGUGGUCACUAUUAUCCCCAAAAAUGCUGCAGCUUGUAGCAUUGUCAAUGUUAGCCAAGCAGCGUUCAUCCCGGGUCAACAUAUCCAAGAUCACAUUAUGCUCGCAUAUGAGUUAAUAAGAGGUUAUAGUGCAAAAAAUGGCCCCCCGAGAUGCAUGAUCCAAAUGGGUAUUAAGAAAGCCUAUGAUAGUGUAGAUUGGUACAAAGUUAACAAUGAGCUAUCUGAUAAUGUCCAAGCAAAGAGAGGGCUCAGAUAG
This is a messenger RNA of Vicia villosa (hairy vetch), 1644 nucleotides long. RefSeq lists its product as uncharacterized. Bases 1 to 1644 code for a protein of 547 amino acids. Lineage: Eukaryota; Viridiplantae; Streptophyta; Magnoliopsida; Fabales; Fabaceae. The record is from RefSeq and is a predicted model, not a curated record. The transcript is spliced from 5 exons. Gene Ontology annotation, molecular function: catalytic activity.